Prunus dulcis (almond) is the source of this 1371-nucleotide messenger RNA. Its product is annotated as probable 2-oxoglutarate-dependent dioxygenase AOP1. NCBI's taxonomy places the organism in Eukaryota, Viridiplantae, Streptophyta, Magnoliopsida, Rosales, Rosaceae. Bases 638 to 985 code for a protein of 115 amino acids. The record is from RefSeq and is a predicted model, not a curated record. The transcript is spliced from 2 exons. Gene Ontology annotation, molecular function: dioxygenase activity.
UGGCGGAGCAUGGGGUUUUGACAGCCUGGGAAGGGAGAGAUUGUUGUGUGCCGGUAACAUCCCGUGGCAUCUUGAGAGACUCCAACACAAAUUAUUUCUGUGUGAUGCAUUGCUUAAAGCCUGAAUGUCAAAGGUCUCUGGAUAAAAGAAUAUCCAAUGGCCAAGGGAACCAUGCCAGUCUAACGACAAGUAAAUCAAGUUUGGCUGAUAUCUUAUGUAAAAAAUCUACUUGGCCAAACAAAAUUUAUUUUCCUAUGUUUAUCUGUUCUAAAUUUUUUACAUGUUUGCGUAAGGUGAUACAGAUAUAUAUGUUUUUCUAGUUAACAUCGUAUUAUGUAAGCUUAUAGUGUUCUUGGAUUUUCCGGCCCUCUCCCUUUCAUGUUUAAAGUUAAAUAUUAAGAUGGCCUCUGGCCAUUGAUUCCAGUUGGGAUAUUUUAGAGCACUUGUAAAUUGGUUAUUUGGUUAUAUAUCAUUGUCGCUACAGAAACUCUGCUCUGCAAUGUAAAUAAAACCCUCUAAAGAAGAAGCAACUCAUCAGAAACGCAAAGUAGGUUUUAAGAACAUCUCCAGCAAAGACGUGUUCUAGUGGUCAUGACCAGUUUUGGUAAUAUGUUUCCACAGUAACACUGUAGUUACCAUGAUGACGAAACUGGAUGAGCUGAAGGAUAUGAUUGACAUGAUGAUUCUUGAUAGUUAUGGUUUGGGAGAGAAAUCGAAUUCAAUCGUGCCAUGUAAGACGCUGCUACAGGUGAUGAAGUACAGCGCACCUCCAUCUGGAGAGUACAUGAAAGGGCUCCAAGCUCACACGGACAAACAAUUCAGCACAGUACUUUGUGAUGAUCAAGUUUCUGGGCUUGAAUUUGAAACCAAGGAUGGACAAUGGAACAAGUUAUCUCUAUCUCCUAGCUCCUUCAUCUUCUUUGUUGGAGAUCCUCUUAUGCAAACAUGCAACUUGGUAACACCUUCUAAAUGUGCUGAAGCUUGAAGAUACACAUAUAUGUGAUCACUCAUGAUGACUACUUGUCCUUGACAUCGACUUGCGGGCAUGGAGUAAUCUCAGAAUGCAUCCCGUGAAGCAUCGUGUGAUGAUGUCUGGAGAAAAAGAUCGAUACUCUCUAGGAGCAUUUGCAGUUCCAGUUGAGGGUACCAUCAUCAAGACACCAAAGGAGUUAGUUGAUGAAGAAUAUCCUCAAAUUCUCAAAGAAUUUGACCACAUGGAUUUUACCAAGUUCUCCUAUUCAGAGGAAGGAAGGGCCAUAGACUCAGCAAGGCAAGUUUUUGUGUUUGCUGGAAUUAGCACUUUGAGAACAACUUCAUGGAUCUUUUGAGACACUCCAAACAGUUGUAUAGAAAUUUUCUAUUUCCAUUCUC